AGGCUCAGAACAUUAUUUGUAGCUGGUGAGCACUGUGAUGUGGACACGCUAAAAUGGUCAAAAGAAGUUUUCAAGGUACCUGUCUUGGACCACUGGUGGCAAACUGAAUCUGGUUCUGCAAUUACUGCUUCCUGUAUUGGUUUGGGAAACUCUACAACACCUCCACCUGGACAGGCAGGAAAACCCGUGCCAGGAUAUAAUGUGAUGAUUCUGGAUGAAAAUAAGGAACCAGUGAAGACCAAGACUUUGGGAAAUAUUGUGGUAAAGUUGCCUUUGCCUCCUGGAGCAUUCUCAGGUCUUUGGGAAAAUGAAGAAACAUUCCAGAAGUUAUAUUUCCAAAAGUUUCCCGGAUAUUAUGAUACUAUGGAUGCUGGCUAUAUGGAUGAAGAUGGCUAUUUAUAUGUCCUGUCUCGAGCUGAUGAUGUGAUCAAUGUUGCUGGACACAGAAUUUCAGCAGGUGCGAUUGAAGAGUGUAUUCUCUUCCAUCCUGCUGUGGCAGACUGUGCUGUUGUAGGCCAGGAGGAUCCUUUAAAAGGACAUGUUCCAUUUGCGCUGUGUGUACUGAGACAAGGUAUAAAGACAGAAGAGGAUAAGAUUUUGAAUGAAAUUGUUGAGCAAGUUCGAACUAACAUUGGCCCUGUAGCAGCUUUCCAGAAGGGGAUGUUUGUGAAACAGCUACCAAAAACACGCUCUGGCAAGAUACCACGUUCAGCUCUUUCUGCACUUGUCAGUGGAAAGCCAUACAAGAUAACACCAACCAUUGAAGAUGCUAGUGUGUUUAAACACAUUGAAGAACUGCUCAAGAAAAAAUAAAUGGGUUAAUACAUCAAUAACAAACAUUUCAGUUACAGAAGUAUACAAAGACACUUUCUGUUAAGAUUACCAUAUUUUAAAAACUAGUCGUGAUUUGGGACAAAAUGUUUUCACUGCAGAAACACUACUGUGUUCUUUACCAUCUUGUCACAGCCAGUGACACGUAGUAAAGUCUCUGCAUGUUGUGAAUAUAUGCUGGUUAUGAAGAUGGCUGAAAAUUGCACACAGAAUUCAUACAUUUCUAUAGUCUUAAGGGGAGAAGUCAUGGGAAUAUUAUAUAUAUAUUUAUAUGAUGUCAUGUAACCUUUCAAUCCGUUUUUGUGUAAUGUGACCAGUAACUUGAGUUUGGCUACAACAGCUUACAAAAAGCAAGUCAUGAACUGAGGACAGCAGUAAAUAGGAAUUCUAUAGUGAAAAUUGUUGAAGACAUAAAUUGCUCUCACUUGUAAAUUAGAAACCUUUAUGUUUUAUAAAUUUUUCUAAAAUUAGGAAUUUAAAAAUUAA
Messenger RNA from Empidonax traillii (willow flycatcher), 1317 nucleotides. RefSeq names its product acyl-CoA synthetase short-chain family member 3, mitochondrial-like. The annotation marks the transcript as partial. The record is from RefSeq and is a predicted model, not a curated record. The transcript is spliced from 8 exons. Lineage: Eukaryota; Metazoa; Chordata; Aves; Passeriformes; Tyrannidae.